UUGUGGUGUCUGCUGCAAGCUUCCCGUCCCCUCCCUGCUCUUUCAAGGGAGAGAUCCCAGAAGGGCAAAGGCUUCUAUCAGCCACUUUGGCCCUGCCUGGAAGGGUUAAAAUCAUCUGGGGCAGUUCUGCCUGACACACCGCGUUCAACCAGACGAUCUUUUUGGGGACCGGCUCCGUUCAUCAGACUGGCUGCCCUGAGGAUUUUCCUUUGCGGAAGGCAAAAGGAUUCACCUAACAAGCCAAUGAGGAAGGACCUGCAGGGUGAUCGCAACACCUACCAGCCUUUUUAAAUCCGUCUGUCUGGGCUGCCUUGCUGCUUUGGAGUCCGGCAAUGCUAACAGCUGUCUGUGGCUCUCUUGGCAAUCAGCACUCGGACACACCUUGUGCCUCCCCCACCCACCUGGACCUGCAGCCACUGCAGACUUACCAGCCUCACGCCAGCUCCGAGGCAGGAGGUGACUUUUCCUCUCUCCAGCCCCCAGAGCUCCCACACCUGCCCUUGGUGGUCCCUGACGUAGAGUUCUCGGCCACCCCUAGCUAUGACCUGCAUGGCUCUUCACGGAUAGACUUGGACAGUGACAACCCGCUGGCUCCCAGCUCUUACUCCAAGCUCCUGCAGACACCUCCUGAAAUGGCUCACCACUACGAGCCCUGGUUCAGGCCCUCACACCCCAGCAAUGCUGCUGAGGACAGCAGUGUGAACCCCUGGUGGGACCUUCAUGCUGGAUCCAGCUGGAUGGACCUUCAACAUGGUCAAGGUGGCCUCCAAGCGCCAGGCCACACGGGGGGACUCCAGCCAGCACUGGGGGGCUAUGGCUCCACCGAGCACCAGCUCUGCGGUCCGCCUCACCACCUUUUGCCCUCUGCCCAGCACCUGAUGGGCCAGGAAGGGGUCAAACAGCUUGAAUCUCCGCAGGAUCCCCAUGUUCUUGAGCAGGCCAUGGACAGCACUGCUAGGCCGAAGAGCUCGAGACGAUCCAUGCCACGGAGCUCUGGUCAGGCUGUGUGCCGCUGCCCAAACUGCCAGGAAGCUGAGAGGGUAGGACCGUGCCCAGACAGUGCCAAGAAGAAGCACCUUCACAACUGCCACAUUCCUGGAUGUGGCAAGGCUUAUGCCAAGACGUCCCACCUGAAGGCCCACCUGAGGUGGCACAGUGGGGACCGCCCCUUUGUCUGCAACUGGCUUUUCUGCGGCAAGCGCUUCACCCGGUCUGAUGAGCUCCAGAGACACCUCCAGACCCACACAGGCACCAAGAAGUUCACCUGCCCCGUGUGCAGCCGGGUCUUCAUGAGGAGUGACCACCUCAGCAAACAUAUGAAGACACAUGAAGGCACCAAGGAGGGGGCAGAAGGAGAGGGGAAGGGUGGGGCAGACCUUCCAGGGAAAGGGAAGCGAGAGCCCGAUGCCGGAAGCUCCAGCACCCUCACCCAGCCCAACUGAGCCCCUGCCCUCACCAAGACGUCCCUGCCCUGCUCUGGUGCCAUGUGAGGGGUGCUCCCUACCUGCUGCCUUACCUUCCAGCUGGUUGUACAUGGGACUGGUUGUACAUGGCUGUCCCCUCCGAGAAAGUGGCUAUUUAUUCUAUUGGGGAAAAAGGAACCUGUCACGAUGCGGUAGGUGGGGUGGGUGGCCUCUCCCUCCAAUGGGGGUGGUGGAGGGGGAAUUUCAGGGAGGGUCCACCCUCUGAUCCAAUAGAGUGAAGCUUUGGGGCUGGUCUCCAGACUGGAUCCUGGAGGGUGGGUAAGGGCGAGGCUGGAUGGGAGGGCAUCAUUCUUACUUGAAGGAUCUCAGUUGGGGGACUGUGCUGAUGGGCAGCAAAAAGGGGCCCCAGCAAAGCAAUGGGUGGAGGGAUGUCUCCUUCAUACAUGUCCUUGGCCACAGGCUCCAGAUCUUAAUACAUCCCUUCCCCUGCACAGAGGAGAGGGGUCAGAAUCCAAAGCUGGGGAUUUGCGAGUCAGGCUUAGCUUGCAGAAAAGGCAGGUGUUCUCAUCUCAGCCCUCCCCUACCAUUCCCUUGUCACCCUCCUUCACCUAUCACCCCCCACCCUCACCUCUUUUCUUUCCCUACCCAGGUACACAUACAGAUGAAAUGACCCUGCUGAUCCUUUCACAACUUCCCAUUUGUUCCAUGCCACCCUGCCUGGGCAGAUCACAGAAGCUGGCUUCUGCCCUGAGGUGGUUUCACUCCUCUCUCUCUCUUUCUUUCUCUCUCUCUCCCUCUCUCGGGCCAUGGAAGCUUCCACACUCCAGAAACCUUUUGGCCUCCCUGUAUUUUGUGCUGCUACAACUUUUGGCACAAGGGAGGUUGUUUGGAAGGAACAUCAAUCAGGACCUGAAGCAGCUAAUGCCCUUCCCUCUUGCAGGACCUGCCGUGACACGUCUGGGGCGAAAGGGGAGAAUCACACAACAAUGGCUUGGGAACAGCUCGUUAAAAACAGCUUACCCUCAAGGGAGGCUCCUGGAGCUGGGGACUGGAGGGGACUUCCAUGGCUUGAUGGAGGGCUCUGCUCCCCCUCCGAGAUCCACCCUUCACCCUCCUCAGUGAAGGAACAUCCUCUACUCAAUGUGGUUUCAGGCAGAGCUGUUGCCUACCCUGUGAGUGGCAGUGCUAGGGUGAGGAGGGUGAGAUGGUCCAACCGUAAUCCAGCUGCAUUACUGCCUUAUAAGCUCCAGUUUGUAGCAGUGAGGACCCCCCAUCUAGGGCACUGGUUUACAGCUGGUGUAAACCCAUCAGAGUCAAUGGAGUUGCACCUGCUCAUACUGGGCUUGGCCAGUCCUCCUUUAACAGCUCAGCCUUUUCUUUCCUGACCCUUCCCAAGGGUCUCACCAGCUGCCCCCACCUGCUGCUGCUCCUGUGGCCAGUCAUGGAGGAGUUCCCUUAAAAGUGAAGGUAUCUAAACCUGUAGACCUUGGGGUGCAUUACCUAAGGGAGCUCCUCAAAAGCUCAGGACACCUGGAAUGGAUCUCUUGACUGGAGGGGAGGGGACUAGGCUGUACUAUGCUAUUUUUGCCCUCUACUGCUUGUGGCUAUUUUGGGGGGACCCCAGGAACAACCAUGGGAAGUGGUGGUAAGGGAUUGAUGACUUCAGUCAAGGUUGGUGUGAAGAAAUCUUCUGCAGGCAGGGGUGGGGGUGAAGCCAGAGAACCAAGCGGGUGGAUCCAAACUCCCCCCCCACCUCCAAGCAUCCAGGGACAUCAUAGGAUUCAGCCAGAGGGGUGGAGGCCAUCUUCUAGUGGAAAGACAUCCGUCUGAGUCUUCUUCAGGGACAGGGCAGAAGUGGUGACGAAUCAUCUGGGCAUGGGGAGUGUCGCUGUGGGGCAGGGAUGGGGGGAAGCCCCUGGGGUGAGUUGGGUGAAUUGCACAAUGGGCUGGUCUUUGAGCAAUUGCCCAAUGCACACACCUGCUCCUUUCCCACACCCACCCCUCUCCAGGCCGUCACUCGCUCUCCCCUGGGGGAGCUCACGCGGGUGAGGGGGAGGUGAAUGGUUGCACCAGGAAGCCCGUGGAGCAGGCAGCAGCAGGAUUCCGAUCCUAUGGCCCAAUCCUGUGGGGCCGGGGAGGGAGGGGAAUGGCUGGGCACCAUCUAUCUCUCUCCACAACCCAGGCAAGGAGUUUUUGUUUUGCACUGGAAGAUGAAUCCUGAUUUCUCUGAGCCUGUACCUUGCACUCCAGCUGUAUUUAUUGAAUGCCUAGAUUAUUUCUGAUAGGGAAGCUGAUACCCUUGGGUUGGGAAACAUCCCUUGACUUUCUUUUCCUUUCCCCUGGUCCUGUGUGGAAGGGUUAAUCAAGCCAGGAGUUCACCACGAAGGAGACAAGGAGACGUUGUUUUCCCCCUCUCUCAUCCUCUGACUUGACUUCUUAUUUUUUUAAUUAAGUCAUGGGUGUUUCCUACCAUAAUCUUUGUUCUAGACAUCCACACCACCUUCCACCUGCCUUUUCUGCCCAUAGCAACGUAAUGGGGGAAGGGCAGAAUCCAGGGAUGUGAGAUGAGGGGGGAGGGUGGGCCUUUGGGGGUGAGAUUUGGGGUGAAGUCUUAAUAAAACACAGAUGGGUCUAAAUUCCAAAUCUUGCAGGAAGGUCUGCAGCUGGUGUCAGUCGGUGCUACUCUGUGGAUUGCGCUAGCUGGGAAUCUGGCCCUGGAGAGAUACUUUGAGCCCGAUAUCAUAGUUUGAACCAUCACAUCACUGGGGGAAUGUGAUUCCAUUGCAGACCUGAAUUUGGAGACUGAACAGGUUUUAAAUUCAGGAGUGACUGGAUCUUAAUAGAGUUGGGGAGAGAUCUUCAGGACCAUCAGAGUAUGAGCUAACACUUUAUUUUAGACUAUUUUAUUAUUAUUAAUUAUUAUUAUUAUUGUUAUUAUUCAGGUGAAGCCAGGCUUUGCCAGUCAGGAGGGUGAAAACAGAGCUGACGCUCAUGCAAUGUGUACCUGGGGUGGGCUGACUGGCCAGUUGUGCUUGGUAAUGGUCCCAAGGACCAGUCGCUGUCUCCAGCCCUGCCUGAGCUGGGGUCUGAACACUGUUGUCUUGAGACUUGUUGACAACAUAAAUUGGGGAAGGUUGGGCAAUUUGCAAAGGGGUUGUGAGCUCUCUCUAGCGGUGGGAGGCAGCGAGGCUGAGCCAGAGGGGAGUCAUUGUGUAAGGCUGUAAGAACAGUUCUCCACUCUCUAGCGCAGUUUCCUUGACAAGCGAGCACAGGGGUUUCUCACCCCUCAGUCAAGUCUGACAGUUGUUUGAGCCAGAUUCCCUGUGUAUUCACUUAAUAGCCCAAAGAAUCAUAAACACCUUAAGAUUACUGUCCAUUUAAGGUUUUUACCGGUGACUGAAGCAACCGAAGUACAUAACAAAUUCAGAGCAAACGCCACCAGUGCAGCAAUAGAUGCACCAACCAGAAAUAAAAUCCUCUUAUGGAUUGCUGCAAGGCAGAGCAGGGACCAAAAGGAGAUGAGAGAUGCCUGCCUGUGCAAAACACUGGGGAACAUAUUCACCCCUGCUAAUAUUGGGAAUCAGUGUGGGCCCCUUCAAUUUUUAAAUUUCCCUCCUUGUAAAUUUCAGGAAGAUGACUUUCUGGGUAGAAGAUGAAAUUGGUGACUAUUCACAUUCCCCAGUGAAAAUCCAAACCCUUCCAAGCCUGGGUAAAGUCAGCAUCAUGCUCUGCCUCUCUCCAGGCUGGUCACACAGAGACUGUGCUACAGUCCUGCUAGUAAUGAACCACAGUAGGGGUGGCCAUUUAUGUAGGUAGCAAAAUCUGUGUUGAUUUAGAUCUAGGUUCACUGUGUCCCAUCCCCAGAAUCAUGCCUGGGGGAACAGGGUUUCUAUCCAGGAUACCAGAUAUAGUCUGUCUCUUUCAAACCCAUAAUCCUGUUGAAUUUUGAGUGAGUUUAUAUCUGGAUCCAAACAUUUAUACCCAUGGUCUCUGGGUUUGAUCCUGUGAACCCAAUGGGAGUUGGACUGGGCAUCCACCAUGCCUGUGGCUGCUGGCCUGGUUGCCAUCCAUUGUCUGUGCCCCAGCAGAUGUUUUGGCCUAGGGCCGUGGCCUCCCUGUGGCAUGAUGCUGAGACAGAGUGAAGUGUCACUGAUACCUUCCAUUCACCUGAAGGGGACACUGUGGAUCGUCUGCUCAGGGCAUUCAAAGAGGAACCCCAGGAGUAGCAUGGCCCAGCACAGUCUUCAGCAUGGCCCCUAGUAGAGGCUUGUCCAAGGUCUGAUAGUGUAGCACAGAAGUAGAACUAGAGGAAGAGCUAUUCAAUGUUGGGCAGCAUCGGGGAAGUCCAUAGAAUUUUGUUGGAGAGCAUGUGGCAUGCUGAUGGGUUCAUGGGAGACAGCCAUUUCUGUCUAUGUGAGCCACUCAGGCAGGGUCCUUGAGACAGCAAUGGCCUUUGAGUGUUGGGGUGGUUCUUGGCUGCUAGGUUGAGCUGAUCAGAGCUUAUUUGUCUUCCUCUACAACCCCUUAUCUCCCCUAAAGGAGCUGUCCAGCCCAUGUAUGGCAGAUGGAGGAGCAGAUCCUGCUAGUGAAUUAGACCCUGGUCCCAAAGGGGCAGAUAUAGUCAUUUACUGGCCUUUGCUGUGCUAGGGACAUUGAGCAGUUCAGAUGGGAAAGCCACAGCAGGGCAAUGGGAGAGGAGGAUUUCAGCAGUAGCCUCCCUCCCCCCUGCCUUCCCAGCAGUAAGAAUGGCUCAGAGCCCAGCCCCCUCCAAGUCAUGCCUUUAAUUUAUGGGACAGCGAAAGCAGUAAAACUGGGUGGGGAGGGACUAAGCCAUGAUGAGCUUGCUCCCUGGCCCCCACCCACCAAAACCAGUCCAGCCUGCUGCACUGUAGGGAUUCUGGGAGGGGUUUGCCUGGGCUGAUCCCCAGAACUGGCUUGUCCACGUAUUUUCUAGCUCCAUGGUGCCCCCCCUCCCCCCCGCCCCCUGCAGCAGCAGUGGGUCUACCUAUACGAGGGAUGGUCAGGCCAUGUACCAAUCUGCUUGGAAGGGGACCAUCAAGCUCUGGAUUUCAGGGCAUAUGUCAGUCCCAGUCAGACAAAGGCAAAGGAAUUUCUCUUUCCAAGGCAGAGUAUGAGUUAGUUGAUGUGUUAUAGGACAGCUGGCAUCAGAAGCUAGUGGAGACAGGAGGCCUGGUUAGAUGGGCCCAUUGUGGCAUGAAGGGGAGAAUACUGGACUAGCUGAGCACACUGGUUUGAUGUGGGGAGGGGAGGUGGUACUAGGUUAAAGAGGCAUUGGUUUGAGCUGAUGUGACGUUGAGGUGGAGAUACUGGAUCGGAAGGGCCCACUGGCCAGAUCUGACGUGGCAGGGCAACAGAGAUACAGAGCUAGAAGAGCUAAUAGUCAGAUCUGGUGUGGUAGGGAAGUAAGUAUAGUUUAAUAAGUGGACCUCUGCCAGAUCCAUUGUGAUGGGCAGGCAGGGAUACUGAGCUAGAUGGGUGAAGUGGUCAACUCUGGUGGAGCAGGGAGGCAGAGACAGUGGGUUAGAUGGGGCUGUUAGUUAGGUCUGAUGGAUCAGACAGACAAAGAUACUGGGCUAAAGGUGUGAUAGGAGAUGAGACACCAGAAAAGUGGGUUCCCCAGUCAGUUACCAUAGAGCAGUCCCCAAAUAUAGUAUGAGGAUGGGGUUUGUGAUGAGCGACACUCCCUCCAGUCUGUUUACAUGCUCCUGGGAGGGGAAUGGGAGGCCUGGAUGACUUGGAAGGCCUGAUGCUGGACAUGGGAGGCAAAAAGAGGUUGCUCCCACAGUUCUCCUGGAUUAAUUUGAUUCCCUGGUGGGAAUCACUGGCAAGAAACAUGGAGUCCUGGGCUGCUUUUCUGUCUCUCAAGCUGUUUAUGUAGGAGCCCCAUAGAUGAAACAAUGUAGGAUUCUUUACUGCUGUGAAGAGAAUGGGGCAAUAGCUGGUGUUUUGUACCAUAAUAAAGUUGUGUGUUUUCCA
Alligator mississippiensis (American alligator) is the source of this 7421-nucleotide messenger RNA. RefSeq names its product Sp6 transcription factor (gene SP6). The record is from RefSeq and is a predicted model, not a curated record. The transcript is spliced from 3 exons. Gene Ontology annotation, molecular function: RNA polymerase II cis-regulatory region sequence-specific DNA binding; DNA-binding transcription factor activity, RNA polymerase II-specific. Gene Ontology annotation, biological process: regulation of transcription by RNA polymerase II. NCBI's taxonomy places the organism in Eukaryota, Metazoa, Chordata, Crocodylia, Alligatoridae. The coding region runs from base 333 to 1442 and encodes 369 amino acids.